Molecule: messenger RNA, 713 nt
Organism: Saprolegnia parasitica CBS 223.65
Lineage: Eukaryota; Oomycota; Saprolegniomycetes; Saprolegniales; Saprolegniaceae
Exons: 2
Coding region: 57-713 (218 amino acids)
Biological process (GO): exon-exon junction complex disassembly
Cellular component (GO): exon-exon junction complex; cytoplasm
Molecular function (GO): RNA binding
Source: RefSeq, a predicted model, not a curated record
GGUCAAUAUUUGAUAGAGUUUCCACCAAUGGCCUGCAUUUUUAGAAGGCAGCCAAGAUGGAAGCGCGUCGUCUGCCGCUCGGCGCCGUAGCAAAGGACGAUGGCUCGGUCGUCGUGCCCGAGAGCCGACGCGCGGACGGCUCUGUGCGCAAGGAGAUCCGGAUCCGCAAGGGCUAUGUCCCUCAAGACGAGCAGCCUGUGUACCGACCGCGCGGUCGACGCGAGCCUAGCACGCGUGCUCCACCAGCCAGCGCCGUCUCCGACCUCACCGCGGGUAUUGGCAGCAUCUCGUUGGCGAACGAAGAGAAGGCGUCGCCAGAAGCCAAACGCGACGACGAAGAGGAGGAAAAGCCCGCGCCAACGUCGUUGCAGCAGCGUGCCCGGCAACUGCCGAUCGGCGCCGUCGAGACUGCAUCUGGCGACGUCAUCAUCCCAUCCAGCCAGCGGCCUGAUGGCACCUUUCGGAAAGAGAUCAAGGUGCGCAAGGGUUACGUGCCUCAAGACGAGCAGCCCAUGUACCGACCUCGCGCACUCCGCAACGCCGAGACAUCGCAGCCCAUGCGCACAACCGACACGCUUACGCACGACCAGACGCCACCAGCGCCCGCGGGAAGCAUGGGCACGCAAUCACCCUCAUCGAACCCACCUGCGUCGACACCCCCACCUCCAUCGUCGACGGUGCAUCCCAACAGGCGCCGGCACAUUGAACUCUAG